CUGCGCUUAUUUUAUCAAGGCACAACGAAGAAAUUGGUUUUCUCCUCCUUCUCAUUCUCUCUCUCCCUUCUCAGCUAAGUAAUAAAAGCAAUUGGUUUUCAAACGUCACAUUUCCAUGUCGAAUAAACCGUACCCUCACCACUCACAUCAUCACUACAGUGAAAAGAAAACACUAACCCUUCAGCUUUGGCCUUUGGCUUUUGCAGAAGGUAAUCAAUCUCUCAGACUCUUAACAGUUAACACUCUCUCACCCCACUGUGAUUUUACUACAUCACCCGCUCUCCUAAACUCUCAUCAAUUUCCCUCUUUCAAACCCACAACCCGACCUCAAUUUGUUCCAUAUACUCCUGAAAACCCAUCUCGACCCACCCAAGAACAGGGUUCAAGAACACGAGAUUACUCAACGUGCUUCAACUGUGGCAAGAAAGGUCACUGGUACAGACAAUGUCCUCUUGCUCUUCACAGUAACGGUUCCUCUCCGAUCCCCGAUAAGAUAUAUUGCCGCUGUGGGUACGGAUUCUGCUUGGUGAAGACUUCAAAGUCUACUAAGAACUUCGGAAAGAUGUUCUAUGUUUGCCCAAUCAAAGAGGGGAAACAGUGUAAAGGGUUUAUUGGAUUCUGUAAUGAACCACCUAGGGAUGAAGAAUACUUUGAUCCUCCGCCGUAUAAGUACCCUGUUUGUGAGUGCGGUGCAGGGGUUUGUGCAAAAGAGAGGGACCCCAAUGCUGAUAGAAAGUUCCGUUUUAUUUGUCCUGUUCAACCGGGACAUGGAAACUGUGGAUUCAUUGUGACAGAGGAUGAACUGCGUGGUAAGCAGCGAAUUAGGGGCUUGAGUGGGAGUGGUGAAUUACUUGUCGAUUAUCCAGAAAGCAUGACAGCCAUGGACAUUUCCGAGGCUCCCUCCUUGAACGCCAUACCUGAGGUUCCACUGGGUGACGAUACAUCACCAAAGGCAACGCCUCCAAGACAAGUUGGUUUAAACAAAUUUGAGGUUAUUGAUGAUGAUCUUGAUGCAGAAGAUGUGAACUGGGAUGACUUUGACAAGGAAGCGGAGUCAUUCCGGUCAAGAUUUGCAACAGGGCUAACUUGCCGACAAAAUCUUUUCGGCAACAACAGUUUCAAUGAUGCUAUUGGUGAUAAUGCACCACCAACAGGCACUUUCACAUCCUAUGAUGAGAUCUCUGAUUCUGAACACCCAACUGCCGGCGAUAGUCCUCCUGAAUGCAAUCAGUCUACCAUCACUAGCCUUAAUGAAGAUGCACAACUUUCUUCAAGAGGUAGCGAUACUACGGUUUUGGGUCAGAUUUCCGGAGAUGAUGUUAUGCAAACUGAGGUUCCUGGAGGUGUUAGUGCUAUGCUAACAGUGACACAAGGCACCAAACGGAAGCUAAUGUCGGAGGCCGAAAGAAGAAAGAAAAUGGUGUCAUAUAUGCUUCGUGAGUUUCUCACAGAACUCGAGGACCUGGAUAUUCAUGAUCAUGACUCUAUUAGAGUAGCGGUGGAUGGCUGUUUUAAGAUAUUGCAGGAGCUUGUUCUUUCUGCUGACUAUAAGCUCUUUUCUGACCAUGUUUGUGACUACAUCAAUAAUGUUUCAGCCAUAGCAGAAAUCGACAAGUCCAUGGAGAAUCGCCUCACUCUGGACGAAUCCAAUCGAAUUAUCGAAGAGGAGAAAACGAAGCUUGCACAGAUCCAGGAAGAAACUGUGGAGACCGAGGCAAUGCUCAAAGCAUGUAACUGGAAAGGGAAAAUGCUUCGCGAAGAAGUCUUGCGUAUGAAGGCCGAGCUCCACGAGAAGCAGAACCAACUGAAAUCUUGUGAGCUGGAGAGCGCGACGAUCGAGUCUCGUCUUGGUGACUUAAAGAGAAGGAGGCUGGAAGCUGACACAAAAUUGAAGGGCAGAGCUGAGGAAGCUGAAUCCGCAAGGAGACUGAAUGAGGAGAGACAACUGAAGCAAAUGGCAGCUAUGGCAGCUCUGGAGAAGCUCAAGCAUCAAUUACAAAACUGAAUAUUCACUGCUAUUACUCACUUUUUAAUUUCUUAUGAAGCGUAUGUAUUGUGCUCAAGUUAUUAAAACUCCUAUUACUUAGUUUUUAUUUUCUUAUCUCCCUCUAUGUAUAUGAAGCGUGUGUAUUGUGCUCAAGUUAUUAACUCCUAUGUCCUAUCGAUGUAACUGAACUGGUGGUUGUGGGUUUGGUUACUCCCACGUUUAACAUGAUGUCUAUAUUAUAUAUUA
Molecule: messenger RNA, 2233 nt
Organism: Arachis ipaensis
Lineage: Eukaryota; Viridiplantae; Streptophyta; Magnoliopsida; Fabales; Fabaceae
Molecular function (GO): nucleic acid binding; zinc ion binding
Source: RefSeq, a predicted model, not a curated record